Lolium perenne is the source of this 941-nucleotide messenger RNA. RefSeq lists its product as uncharacterized. Lineage: Eukaryota; Viridiplantae; Streptophyta; Magnoliopsida; Poales; Poaceae. The record is from RefSeq and is a predicted model, not a curated record.
GUCAAAACGGACCAGGACUUGGCUUCAUUUGGCCCAGUACCUGACAUAAGGGAAAAGAGGCGAUUUCCUCAAUGCCCCAAUCUCCCCAAUCUCCCAAACCCUAGCUGAGCACAAAUCUCAAUUCGAGCGCUCGAUUACUGGGUUCGCCUCGCGCCGAUCUCACCUGUUGUUCAGACAUGAAGGCUUGCAAGCAGAUCGCAGCCAUGGGAGCCGCAGCCACCACGGACGAGGCCGACAGCAAGUUGGCAGCGAAGAGCGAUGCAAUCCAAUUGAGGAAGGGGAAGAAUGCCAAGGGCAAGCUGGCGGUGAAGAGCAAUGGAAUAGAGAAGCCCAAGACCCAUGACCUUUCCAAUGUUACACGCGGGUUGGCGGUGAUGAACAUUUCACUGGACAUGUCAGAGGAUGAAUUUCUUGGACUGGUCACCUAUCAGAACAUCUUCUGGAUGGGCAACUUCAAAGGCGUCUAUGACAAGCCGUCCGUAGAUGCUAUUCGUAGGAAAGCUGCUGAAAACUGGAAAUUCUUUAGCGAUUCGGAGAAGGCCCCUUAUGUAGCCAAGGGACGUGUGAACAAAAUGCACAUCGCUGAGGCUCAUGAGUACUGCAAGACACUGAAGUUGAAGCGCGUGAUGAUAAACAGGAUGAUGAAUCUGAAAAUGUGAACACACCAGAUCUCUAACAUGUGUUUCAAUAGAAACGCCUUCGUAGAUCGCGCAAUUACUGCAAUCAACUCCACAACCUAAUUCUGUCUGGGCCAGCACUUGGAGGGUUUGGAUGCAGGUGCAGUUCAAGCUGCCAUAUGGACAAUACCAGUGUUAAAUAUGUGUGCUCCUGGCUUUAGAUGUUGAACUCUUUCUGCAUAUUGCGAUGUUUGCUUGGUAAUGUUGGACGGCCGUUAAGUCAUUUCACUAUUAGAAACCAUAUGGCAUUGUGAGAUUGCAACU